AUGACGGUAUUGUUGCUUUGUUUGCUACUUUUUCUUCCGUACUCUCCGGGUUAUGAAAUCGGCGCAGAGCAGGAAACCAAACUACGAGGCAGUGUUUGUGCUUAUGGUGAUAUGAAUCGUGAUUUGUACACAGACUUACUUAUUUAUGAGAACACCAAGUUAAAACUUUACACUCAGACUGAAGAAGGUGGGUUUGAAAAGACAUCUAUGACUUUAGAAGUAGGCAGAGAUGUUGUGUCGUGUGCAGUUGGUGAUUUUAACGGUGAUGCACUGCCUGAUGUAUUGGUGAUACAAAAAUCUAAGAAUUUAACAUAUAAGGCAAUAGUUUUUACCUGUACUGACAUAACGACGAGCGGUUGCAGUCCUUAUAAAUUUGAAGAGACGUUUUCGGACCAGCUUGCUAUUGUAGAUGUUGAUGGGGAUGGCAAGAGUGAUCUACUAGGUUUUCUUCAAGACGGCAGUUUCUUCUGCCGUCUUGGCACUUCACAGAACGGAGGGGAGCCACCCAAAUUUCUGAGAGGAUUUCCCAUAUCCUUUGUAGAUGUAACAGGAGAUUUGAGUUCAGAAAUCAUAUUUGCGAAACUAAAUGAAAGCACAUUUACAUUAGAUGUUUGGAGUCGAACUGUUUCGAACACACUUUGGAAGCGUAACUCUAAUGCUGUCAAAAAGCUUGAUAUUGAGAAAGGCAGAUUUGUUGGGGUUCCACUUUUUGCUGACUUUGAUGCCGAUGGUUAUACAGAUAUUGCUGUCCCGAUCUGUACUGAUAGGAUCUGCUCAAAAGUUGAUAGUAUACAAAUGUGGGUUAAUCAUAACUGGCGCCUCUGUACAAUUUCUACUCUUCAAGGGUCUAAUAUUAUUUCGUCUAACCAGCCAGUAAGUGUUGUUUUCCGAGUCGGAGAUUUUACUUUGGAUGGUUAUCCAGAUUUAUUGGUUCUUGUAAACAAAACGCAGCAAAGUCCCAUGAUACUGGAAAACACAGAAUGCACCGAAUGUAUCAAUAACGAAGGCAGAGCAUUUACCCUGCGCACCAGUCCUCGCUUAAUACAACCAGCUGAGGUUUCGCUUGGUAUAAUACAGAUGGCUUCGUUCUUUGACUUAAAAGAAGAUGGCACUCUUGAUGUUUUAUUGGAAUACGUAGCUGCUGAGGACAAAGAAAAGAAAAAUAAACCAACAACUAUCGAUUUCAUCAGGUAUUCAGAUGGUGGAGAUACAACUUUCCUGAAAGUAGAAGUUUUCUCCAGCAGUUGUCCCCCGGGCUGCGGCAGCGAAAAAAUUAAAAUAGGAAGUGGGAUUGCCUGGCAUGGGGCUUGUGUUUCUUAUAAUAUGACAGUUUCACGAAGGCAUGAGCAGAGAGGAACACAGUGUCAAAUGCCUCAAACAACUCACAGAACUUUCUAUGCGCCUUUUGCCUUAUUUGGUUUAGGACGUUCUCCAAAUUUCGUUGAUUACGUUCAUGUUGGUUCUCCUCGUUCGGCCGUCAAAGUCGACAAUCAGCGCUAUAGUCUUAAACAGCUAGUGCCAAACUCACGAGUUAUUGUAGUUCCACCACAGGGUGAUGGCAUCUAUUGGCAAAGUCGACUUUACGUCACACCCAGCGCCCUGAUUAUCCAGAGUCUCAUUGUUUUAAUAUCGGUUUGUUCAAUAUUGCUCAUGAUUAUUGCCAUACUACACAUCCGGGAACGGCGUAUAGACAAGCAAGAACGGCAAGCGCAGUCGCAUCGUUUUCAUUUUGAUGCAAUGUAA
Messenger RNA from Enterobius vermicularis (human pinworm), 1743 nucleotides. NCBI's taxonomy places the organism in Eukaryota, Metazoa, Nematoda, Chromadorea, Rhabditida, Oxyuridae. The record is from the annotation of a GenBank genome assembly.